AAAACGUGACGUCACAUCUACGCGACAGCUUCACUUCCGCAUUUUGACUUUUCACCCCGCUGUGUUUCUAAGCGACCGAAUCAGUGGCGUCUCUCCACUUAGAAUAAUGGUGCUAGUCGUCAGUCCUCCACAGUGCCCAUAAAGUAAGACGAAUAUAUAUUCCCGCGAGUCUAAACACUCCAGAGGCGGCAGCACUGCUGAGCUGUGCGGUUAUAUUCAGGAGAAAUAUGCCGCCGAAGAGAAAGGGGCCGCUGCAGACGCUGCAGAGGGACACGGAUGACAUCAAAAGACAGGUGGACUCUCUGGCGAGAGAGGUGCAGCAGCUGGACAGGACGUCGGACGGCGAGGGGCUCACGGAGGCCUCUGGGAGGUGCAGCAGUCUCCAGAAGUCAGUCGAAGAGACGGCGAAGACCUUGAGGAAGCUGACAAAGGCGGACGAACCCGCCCCCGUGGGGAACUACGAGGGGAGGAAGCUGGACGAGGAGAGGAGGUUGCAGGCGAUCCGGCAGCAGCUGCAGUCUCUCUCUCUGAAGCUGUCCAUGCUGCAGAAACCCACGCAAAGCGAAAAGGCAGCGACGCACGCUUCUUCUCGAGAUGAGCCGGAAAGUGAAGACGAAGGAGAGGAAUCUGAGGAGGAGGAGGAGGAUGAUGAUGACGAAGAGGAGGAGGAGCAGGAGGAGGAGGAUCAAGCUGACGAGGAGAAACGAGCUGAUUUUUUUGUCGUUGCCUGUUCGUUCAAAGGUGAACAAGAAGGCGACUUGACAGUGCAGAAAGGCGACUUAUUGCGCAUCCUCUCAAAAAACCCCGAUGGCUGGUGGCUCGCUCAAGACUCCAAAGGAAGGAUGGGUGUAGUCCCUAAAAAUUUCUUAAAGGUGCCGCAGGAAGAGGAGGACGAAGAGGAUGACGAAGACGAGUCGGACGCUGAAGAAGAGAGCGCCGACGAGCAGUUGGAGCCCACCACCAAGUCCAGCAGAAGCCACCAUUCCAACUGGGAUGUCGUGAGGAAAGCGAUAACGGAGAUGAACGCGACGGACGUGCUGUCAGCCAUGGGGGCCAUACCUGCGGGCUUCCGGCCAUCCACCCUCUCCAGGAUGCUCGCCGAAGGAAAUACGUACAGGAGUAGUUACUACAUCCAGCCGGAGCUGAGUCGAUCCCAGCUGGCCUUCAAAGACCUUUUCUGGGACCCGGACACAGGAAGUGUGCGACCGCGGGUGACCAGGACCUCCCUGACGCUCACGCUCUGGAGCUGCAGGAUGAUCCCCGGCCCCGGGGUGGGGGUGCAGGUCCUCAGCAGACACGUGCGGCUCUGCGUGUUCGACGGUGUCCGGGUGUUGAGCAACAUCCACACAGUGAGAGCCUGUCACAGCGCAAAGAACCCGAAGACGUGGACCUUUUCUCCAAGGACGGCCGGUAUCCUGCCCAGCCUCUUGGACGGAGACUGCUUCGUUAGGAGCGACGCGCAGUCUCCCGAGCUGGGAGUCCUCUUCGAACUCGGCGUCACCUACAUUAGAAACUCCACAGGCGAGCGGGGCGACCUGAGCUGCGGGUGGGCCUUCCUCAAGCUGUUUGAUGCCAGCGGCGUGCCGGUCCCUUACAGAAUGUGUGAGCUGAGUGUCAGCGGAGGGACGCCGUACGAAAAGGGUGUCGACGUGGACCCCUCGAUAAGCAGCCGAGCCACGGGCAGCGUCUUCCAUCAGAUGUUGGCCUCCAGGAAACAGCCCAAGCUCCUGGUGAAACUCAGGCUGCCCAACACAAGGACCAGGGCCACCUUGAACCUCCUGCCCGACUCCUUGGUUGGCAGCACCUGCAGCGCACACCUGUUGGCUCUCUACAGACAGGUGUUGGCCGACGCUCUCGUCAGGGACCGGCCCACCAUACAGAACGCCGAUCUUAUCUGCCACCCAGUUCUGGCAACGUUCCCAGAGGUUUUGGAUCACACUGAUCUUCUGGAUGCUCUGAGGAGCACGUGGGCCGAGAAGGAGAGCGGGCUGAGGAGAUCGCACAAGAGGGACGGCCAGCGGCUGAAGGGCCUCUUCGUGGAGGUCUACAUGAGCACCGUGUUCCCCCUGCUGCGUUCCUCCGCCCUUCCCUCCGCACAGUGGGCCAACGAGGAGCAGGAGACACUGCGCUGGAAUGCGGUGUUCGCCUCCGCCUCGCCGGGCGUCCGCGAUGGCCUCUCCGUCCUGCUCUCCGCGAACCCCGUCCAGGAGGCAUUCGACAUCACCCAGGUGACCUACGACUUCCUGGGAGCAGCCAGAAGGGGUGUGGAGACCACGUGAGCCACGAUGGCCUGUAGGACUGAAACUGGAGCCAAAACCGUAUAUUUAUUUUUCCUUAUGUCAUGUGGUAUUGUUUGAAAUAAAGCCUUUUUUUUUUUUUCCACAGCUCAGGGUGUCG
Messenger RNA from Scleropages formosus (Asian bonytongue), 2397 nucleotides. It is a transcript of the gene nphp1, whose product is annotated as nephronophthisis 1. The coding region runs from base 228 to 2279 and encodes 683 amino acids. NCBI's taxonomy places the organism in Eukaryota, Metazoa, Chordata, Actinopteri, Osteoglossiformes, Osteoglossidae. The transcript has 20 exons. Gene Ontology annotation, molecular function: protein binding. The record is from RefSeq and is a predicted model, not a curated record. Gene Ontology annotation, biological process: protein localization involved in establishment of planar polarity. Gene Ontology annotation, cellular component: cytoplasm; cilium.